Molecule: messenger RNA, 1419 nt
Organism: Penicillium expansum
Lineage: Eukaryota; Fungi; Ascomycota; Eurotiomycetes; Eurotiales; Aspergillaceae
Product: phosphotransferase family protein
Exons: 1
Coding region: 1-1419 (472 amino acids)
Source: RefSeq, a predicted model, not a curated record
AUGUCGAAGAUGCUACCCAUCAUGAAAGGCAAACUAAUGUACUUCGACGAAGUAGCCUGGGACAAAAGCGACGAGCAACUAGCAACCUGGAAAAGAACACUCCUCAACUCCUCAUCCAUGAAAAAGAUAACAACUUUAAUCAAAACACACCGACAAGGCGUAGCAGACCGACUCUUCAAACCGCAAAAAGGCUCCUUCAACAUGCUAAUCCGUCUCCGCUUCAUCGACGGCGCCUCGGCCAUAAUCCGCUUCCCAAUACCCGGCUACUCUGUCUUCCCAGACGAAAAACUCCACCACGAAGUAUCCGUGAUGCGCUUUCUCGAGCGAUACACAAGAAUCCGAAUCCCGCACGUCCUACACCAUGGCAACACAGAUGAAAGCCCACACAGCCUAGGCCCGUUCAUUAUCAUGGAGUAUAUUGACCAUAACGCCGAUCUGGUUGAUGCAUUAAACACGCCCGGAAUACCGGAUGAAGAUCGACCUGUUCUCGAUCCCAAUAUCGAUGAGAAUAGGCUGCGCAUGGUGUAUAAUCAGAUGGCCGGGUUGUUGCUGCAGGUUGCGAAGCACUCGUUUCCGCGUAUUGGAUGUAUAUCUAAUGCUGCGGAAGACGAGCUCGAGGAUGAGUGGGUUGUGGAGCACAGGCCAUUGAGUAUUGAUAUGAAUGAGCUUGCUCAGGUUGGUGGUGUGCGUGCUGAGGAUCUGCCGGGAAUAAUGGAAACCUUUGCAAGUGGUGCGGAGUAUUUACUUACUCUUGCGGAAUUACAUAUGACGCAUCUUUCAUCGCAGCGGAAUGACGCUAUUGAUGAUGCGGAGGAUUGCAGGACGAAGUAUAUUGCGCGGUGUUUGUUCCGGAAACUUGCUAGAGAAGGACGGCUUUGUUGGGUCGAGGGGGAAGAAAUGUUUAAGUUAUUCUGUGAUGAUCUGCGGCCGGCGAAUGUGCUCGCCAACUCGGACCUUGGGUAUAAGAUAUCCGGGGCUAUUGAUUGGGAGUUUACUUAUGCAGCCCCGUUGGAGUUUGUGUAUAGUCCGCCGUGCUGGCUGCUACUCGAACGGCCGGAGUACUGGGAAGAUGGGCUUGAUGAUUGGGAGCGGGUGUAUGAGAGCCGGUUAGAAGUUUUCCUACAGGAGCUGCGCAUGCGAGAGGAUGUUGAUAUUCGGCGUGGGGUUAUUGGUGAGGAGAAUCGGCUUUCUGGUCAUAUGCGGGAGAGCUGGGAUAAUGGGGGGUUUUGGGUUAGUUAUGCGGCGAGACGCAGUUGGGCUUUUGAUGUUAUCUACUGGGCGAGAAUUGAUCGGAGGUUCUUUGGGGAGGGGAGUUUGGAGGAUCGCAUUGGAUUGUUGACUGAUGAGGAGAGGGAUGGGAUGGAGGAGUUUGUACGGAGGAAGUUGACUGAGAAGGAGGAGGGGGGGUUGGUUGGUUGA